CACUCUAUCCGGCGCCUGGAAGCGGACGGCCAUCAGAAACCCAACCAUGGCGGCCGCGGGAGGAGGGAAAAUUAGAACCAGGAGGUAUCACAUCGCUUCCAAACCAUACGCAAAAGGCAAUCAGCAGCCAGGCUUGAUCAGUCGAAUGACAGACACAGUGAAGAGCAUCGUUCCAUCCUGGCUGCAGAGAUACUUCCGGAACGGAGAGGCCGCGGACAGAGAUGGCAGUGUGUUGGGGGUUGAACCAGACAGUCAGGCCCCUCUCGCCAACAACAAUGAGGAGGCACUGCCACAUGAAGAUGGACAGGCUAGUCCAGAGCCAAGCACAAGUCAUGCAGAGCCCUCCACCAGUAGGGCAGCUUUAAACUUCCAGGACAUCCUGGCCAGACCCCCCCUGAGUCGCUCACACCUGCACUUCCCCUCACUGGAUGGUUCCCCUGGCAGCCCUUUCACCCAGCCAUCGACAUCCUCCACCCCAUUCCCUGGGGUUCCCUUCACCCAGCCCUCCACCUCUUCUGCUGCUUUCAGUGGGACUCCCUUCACCCACCCCUCCACCUCAUCUGCCCCUUUUUCUGGGGCUUCCUUCACCCAACCCUCCACCUCAUCCGCCCACUUCCAUGGGGGCUCCGCCAACUUCUCCUUGGUGAAGGAGAUCAAGGACACCAGCUCCCAGCAUGAGGACGACAACAUCUCCACUACCAGUGGCUUUUCGUCCCGUGCCUCGGACAAAGAUGUUACAACCUCAAAGCCUGCAUCAUUGCCUUUGCUGUGGUCCCCGGAAAAUGACCGCUCCCACUCAGGUCCUCAGCAAUCCCAGGCUGCGCUCAAGAAACCCUCCUUCAAUCUGUCCGUGUUUGGGACGUCCUCUGCUUCUCUAAGCAACUCUGUGGUGAAUUCUAGCCAGCUAGGUGAUUCCCCCUUCUACCCUGGCAAGACCACUUAUGGGGGUGCAGCUGCUGCCCGUUCCAGUGCCCGUGCACACCCUGGAACCCCCUACCGGGCUCCUGUGAGGAGACAGGUGAAGGCCAAGCCAGCAGGGGCACAGGCAUGCGGGGUGACCAGUGCCACAGCUCGCCGCAUCCUGCUCUCACUGGAGCGGAUGUCCAGCCCGCUGGCGGAUGCUAAAAGAAUCCCAUCAACAGUUUACUCGCCAUUGUCAACAUCACUGGACAGAACUGAGCUGGACACCUCACCAUUCCAGUCUAAAAGGAAAAAGAUAGACCCCACGCCUCCUCCCACACAGAAGCUGCUGGUCCCAGCUGCGGCCUCUGUGGCAGGGAAUCGUUCCAUGUCUUUCCGGCCCUCCCUCACCCCUGCGGGCAGCGUGGGUCGUGUGGCGGACAGGAGGAGCACCAGAGACACAUCUGCUAGACAAUCCACACGGACUGCCCACAGUUCUGAAGAACCACCAGGAAGCACAAGCCACUUCGCAUAUCCCUUGUCCAGCACCCCUGCAGCCAACAGUGUGGGCUCAGGAGCAGCAGGAGGCAAAAUGAAGAGAGAAAGGAGUACACGGCCAUCAUCCAAGCAGCCUGAAGAUCAGAUUGUAGAGGCACCAGAGCUGCCAGCAAUCUCUCUCCCCAUCAGCACAUUCACCCUACCCACUUUCAGCUUCUCCUCCCCACCCCCUGCCUCAGGAGCAACGCCUGCAGUCACUGCUCCCUCCAUGCCCCUCACCAGCAAGGCCCAACCUGCUGCCUCCAGUCCUCCAUGUGUGCCAUUCACCUUCUCUUCUCCCAUCGUCAAGGCCACAGCAACCAGCCCACCAUCACUCUCCCCUUCUGCAUCUGGCUUUACCUUCAGUGUGCCCGUUCCAAAAGCUGCUCCCUCAAACUUCAAUGGAAAGGCAGACAACCCAGUAGUGACCCCAGUGAAGUCCAUCAGUGGCACUGCAGGCAACAAGGCUACUGAUAACUUUGAAGGUCCCUUUAAACCUGCCAAGGUCCUAAAGCAAGGUAGUGUGCUGGACAUCCUUAAGGCACCUGGGUUCUCCUCUUCUUCUCCAAUGCCUGGGAGCACCCUCUGUCCUGAUUCUUCUCUCCAGCCUCCAAUCUCCUCCACAUUUAGCACUGAAUUUGGGAUCAAACCCUCUCUAGAGUCAUGGAAUUGCACCACCUGCUUGGAGCAAAAUGGACCGUCAGAUAGCAAGUGUGUAGCCUGCAGUGCACUGCGGCCCAGCACAGACUUAUCUUCAUCUAUCUCUGCAAAACCAGACAGCCAGCCCACUGUUCUGACCUCUCAGGUGGGGGCAAUUCCCUCAGCCAGCUUUGGAUCUUUGUUUGCCCUGCCAGUUGGAACCUGGGAAUGUGACACGUGCCUGGUGCAGAACAAACCCGACGUGGUCAGAUGUGUGGCCUGUGAGACGGCCAAGCCUGGGACUGGAGUGAAGCCGGGUCUAACCCUGCCUGCUUUCUCUGAGACUUCGACUGCACCCACCUCCUCUAGUAGCAGCACCACAGUCACUGCCCCAAUUACCUCCUCCAUCACUUCAUCCUCCACCACCACCUCGCUUUCGUCAGGGUUCCUGGGCUUUGAGAAGUUCAAAAAGCCCGAGGGUGCAUGGGAGUGUGGCAUAUGCCUGGUGGAGAACAAAGCCCAGGACACAAAGUGUGUGGCAUGUCAGAACCCAAAGCCAGGAGCACCCAUGCCUCCUUCCUCAACCACCAGCACCUCACUCCCACCUGCAGGAGCUCUCCUUGGUUUCGGGGACAAAUUCAAGCCACCUGAGGGCAGUUGGGAGUGUCAGGCUUGCUCUUUGCAGAAUAAGGCAGAUGACCUGCAGUGCAUAGCCUGUCAGGGCAACAAGCCUGGAACCAGUGCACCUCCUAAAGUAUUUGCAUCUUCCUCGUCCUUUUCCUCCCCAUUCACAUUUGGUAUCCAGUCCUCCUCUAGUACAAACUCUACUGCGCCUAGCGGCUUGGGAAACUUUAAAUUUGGAACCUCCUCUACAGACACUACCUCCUCAGGCUCAGCAGCUGGUGGCUUUACUUUCAGUGGCCCCCCUGGAGGUUUUAAGUUUGGAUCUAACUCCUCAACACUGAAGCCUGAAGAGGACAAAAAGGCAGAGACCCAGGGUGCAGGCAGUGGGUUCAAGUUUGGUGUUAGCGGUGGGAUAGUGUUUGGCUCUGGAAACGGGACUGGCAGCAGCUCUGGCACAGCAGCCAAUGGUGAAAGCAAAGCAGCCACAGGGGUCUUCUCCUUUGGACUAGCCAAAGCUGAGGAGAAAACCAGCACUGGCCCCAGCCUUGGAGGUGCUGCAUUUGUCUUUUCUGCCCCAAAGGGCAAGCCAGAGAUGGGAGGUUCUGCCUCCACUGAGCCUGCCGCUGCCACCACCUCAUUUACAUUUGGAAAACCACAAGAAGUGGCUCCUGCCGCAGACCAAACAAAACCUGUGUCUGUGCUAAGCCAGUCAGUGGAGAAGAAUCAGGGAGCAUCCAGCUUGGCUGCAACACUUACCCCUGCCUUCACGUUUGGGAAGGUUGAGGAGAAGCAAGACAAUACCGCUCCCUCCGCUGGCUUCCUGUUUAGCAGCAAGACCAGCAUCAAGGAGCUGGACAAGACCACACCCUCAACAGGCUUCUCCUUCAGCAAGCCGGAUCCCCCAAAAGAGCAGUCCACACCUACUUUCACAUUUGGGAAGCCAGCAGAGAAGACAGAGACUGAACCACCCAAGGUCUCCUUCAGCUUCGGGGUGACAUCUGCGGAUUCAGGAGCAUCAAAGCCAUCCUUUGGAUUCAUGGCCAGCUCCGCCACCAUCUCUUCUUCAUCUUCCACCUCCUCCUCCACCACCACCACCACCCCUGCUUGUAACCUGUUUGGAUCCAGUAGCUCUGCAGGCUCUUCUGGUCCUGCACCAGCCUCUACCGGUACCUUCCUGUUCGGACAGAGUGCCUCCACUGAAGCAGCUCCAGCCAAAACUUUUGUUUUUGGACAGCAGCAGGAUUCCCAGCCUGUAUUGCCCACUCCCCAAAAUGCACCUGCUGUCCCUGCCCCCACUGCAGCUCAGCCCUUCCUGUUUGGCUCUGGAGCCAACACUGCUGUCCCAUCCUUCACGUUUGGGACAGCACCGCCGUCAACAGCUGGCUCAUCUGCGGCUGGUCAGUCUUCUGCUCCAUUCCCGUUCUCCUCAACCACAUCAUCCUCAGCAGCUCCCACUGGCCCAACAUUUGGGGUUGGACAAGCACCUGCUUUUGGCCAGAGUUCUGGCCAGCCCAGUGCCCCUGCAUUUGGCUCCACUGUGCCACCCCUGUUCUCUGCCUCCGCAUCCCAGCCUCCUGCUUUUGGGACAGGUCCCAGCACCACACCCAUGUUUGGCCAGCAGGCAAAUGCCACCCCAGCUUUUGGCUCAACAAGCGCUUCUUCAGCUCCAGGUGGUGGGUUCCAGUUUGGAGGCGCCAGUGCUUUUGGGUCCACAGGCAGCGCUGGUGGGGUGUUCACAUUCAGCGCAGGGACAGGGGCAUCAGCUGCACCUUCUGCUGGCCCUGCUGCUCCAGCCCAGCCCUCUGGUGGAGGCUUUAUCUUCACACAACCCCCAACAUUCAACAUUGGGACAACAAAGAGCUCCUUCACAACCUCCACAGCAGGACAGCAUUCAAUCUCUGGACGGAAGAUCAAGACUGCAGUACGGCGCCGGAAAUAAGGAGUCUACACACUUCAUACAUGCAACAAUAAAGCGCAAGCCCUUCCCUCAGACACUUACCCUACUGACCCUGCAGAGAGGAAUCUCAGAGGGAGCUGCUGUCUGGAAACAGGGCCCUCUGUGGGGGAGAAGAGUCAUUUGGCAUUCUUGUUCCUGAGUUGCGGGGAUGUGGAAAACCUUAAGAGGGCAAGAGGGAAAACAAAACUUAAGUUUUAAAACAAACUCAAACUUCAGCCAGAGCUGGAGCAUGGUACCUUUUAGACAUGGACAGUGUCAGCUGUGACUUAAGCAUGGCUUUUUUUUUUUUUUUUUUUUUUUCUUCCCCAAAAUACAAAAAAAACAAACGAUAGGGAAAAACCUAGUUGAUACAUGUUUAACUGCUCCACUGUGUCAAGCAGGUUGUUGAUUUGUUCUCCUGCGAUAUGUCUGGUUUGAGAAGUGCUGUCUAGGGUUUGAGACUAGCAGUUAUUUUUCUAGCAAACUGCCAAUGGCAGAGACGUGUGUGUAGACGCGUGUGCUGUUGGUUGGAGUAUUGACUGAGGCAUAAAGCAAAUGAAUGUGUUAAUGAGGGGCUGUACCAAUGUACCCGUUCAUUACGGGACUGGGGUGGGGUGGGGGGUGGCACACCAGGGUGCAGGAAGGCCUCUUGGGGACUUUGUAAAUCUGUAGUUCCUUAAAUUUUCCUCACGUUCUUUCUCUUUUGCUCGCUAUAAUUUUUCUUCCUCUUUCACAUUUGAAUAUUUUAUUAUAAACUUAUGUAAAUAGUUACUUUUUCUCUCCCUUUUUUGUUUUGCUAUCUGAUUCUGUGAACUUGAAUUUUAUUUGUGCGUGUUGAAGCAGCCUUUUUUUUUUUUUUUU
Messenger RNA from Scleropages formosus (Asian bonytongue), 5497 nucleotides. It is a transcript of the gene nup153, whose product is annotated as nucleoporin 153. Gene Ontology annotation, molecular function: structural constituent of nuclear pore. Gene Ontology annotation, cellular component: nuclear pore. Lineage: Eukaryota; Metazoa; Chordata; Actinopteri; Osteoglossiformes; Osteoglossidae. The transcript has 22 exons. Bases 47 to 4639 code for a protein of 1530 amino acids. Gene Ontology annotation, biological process: RNA export from nucleus; protein import into nucleus. The record is from RefSeq and is a predicted model, not a curated record.